AUGAAGUUUCUUCGUGCUGCUACAGUCGCAGCAAUGGCUGGUCUUUUACUCCUGGUGCCAGCCGCAUAUGGAAAAAUGUAUUAUCAAUGUGUGAGUGAGAAAACAUUCACCGUCUCUGCCAUUGAAAAAUACAAAAAAAAAGCUUCUAUCGACCAAGUGCGAAGUGACGACCCUGAAGUUAUCACGGGGCAGCAGUGUAAAGCAGCACGAUUCACCGAAAGAUUACAAAAUAAAGUAAAGAUGUCGUACUUAUUCCAAGUCGUUGGAAUGGAACCGUCGUACCGACUUUUUGAAUAUAAUGAAUCAACCUGGCAACCAUGUAUCCUCCGAAACGGUUAA
Messenger RNA from Blumeria graminis f. sp. triticale, 339 nucleotides. The record is from the annotation of a GenBank genome assembly. Lineage: Eukaryota; Fungi; Ascomycota; Leotiomycetes; Helotiales; Erysiphaceae.